This is a messenger RNA of Alnus glutinosa, 1040 nucleotides long. RefSeq lists its product as uncharacterized. The transcript is spliced from 3 exons. The coding region runs from base 136 to 714 and encodes 192 amino acids. NCBI's taxonomy places the organism in Eukaryota, Viridiplantae, Streptophyta, Magnoliopsida, Fagales, Betulaceae. The record is from RefSeq and is a predicted model, not a curated record.
UUCUCCAUAAUCACUUUUGUCCUCGCAUACAUCAAUGAUUGCUUCUCUCUUUCCCUUCCAAAAUUCUUCUUUAAAAAGCAAGAAAUCGAAGAAAUAAAUUAACAAUAAAGUUGAGAAUUAAAAAGAAAAAAAAAAAUGUGUACUCACAUGUCCCAAGCCGAGCAAGAACAACUCAUCGAGAAGCUCGAGAUCUUCCAGAUCAAAGGCAGAGACAAACGUAACCGCAAGAUCCUUCGCAUCAUCGGAAAAUUCUUCUCCGCUCGGAAUUUGAGUGUCGACGUAGUGAAGAAGUAUUUGGAGGAGAGGGUGUACCCAAAGCUGGGGAAGAGGCCGUUUUCGGUGUUGUACGUGCACACAGGUGUGCAAAGGUGCGAGAAUUUUUCGGGAAUCUCAGCCCUACGAUCAAUCUACGAGGGGGUCCCGAUCAGCGUCAAGGAGAAUCUGGAGGCCGUGUAUUUUGUCCACCCAGCCCUACAGGCCAGGCUCUUCCUCGCCACCUUUGGUCGCCUUCUCUUCAGCGGCGGGUUGUAUGGGAAGCUAAGGUACGUGAGUAGGCUUGAUUUGCUGUGGGAACACGUGAGGAGGAACGAGAUUGAGAUCCCCGAUUUUGUGCAUGAUCAUGAUGAAGACUUGGAGUACCGUCCGACGAUGGAUUAUGGGUUGGAGAGCGAUCACCCUAGGGUCUACGGUGCACCCGCGGUCGAUUCACCAUAAGAUCGAUGAUAGAAUUGGGCGGGCCUUAUGGCCUCUUCCACUAUUGAUUGUAAUCAAAUAGACAGGCUUUUCUUUCUUUUGCUUUGGGCCUAUUUUUUGUAUUUACCUUUAUGUUUUUUUUUUUUUUUUUUCUUCCUCUUCUUCUUCUUCUUCCUAUGGCUGUUGUUUUUGAGGGUAAUGAGGCUGCCUACUUUGAGAGGCUGCUCGGAUUUCACUUGCUAGGCUGUUUGGGCACAUGUUUGAAUAGGUGGGGUCAGGCAAUCUUUCACAUGAAGUUGUUUAUUGUACAUACGAAAGGACAGUUUUAUUGCACUGGAUUUUGGUUC